Messenger RNA from Salvia miltiorrhiza (redroot sage), 2847 nucleotides. RefSeq names its product putative late blight resistance protein homolog R1A-10. Gene Ontology annotation, biological process: defense response to other organism. The record is from RefSeq and is a predicted model, not a curated record. Lineage: Eukaryota; Viridiplantae; Streptophyta; Magnoliopsida; Lamiales; Lamiaceae. The coding region runs from base 1 to 2847 and encodes 948 amino acids. Gene Ontology annotation, molecular function: ADP binding. The transcript has a single exon.
AUGGCGGCUUAUGGGGCUCUGGUUUCUCUUAUGCAUAUCAUAGAUCGGCUUGAAAAUCAUCCUUCCCCUCCAAUUUCUAUCGACAAACAGCAAGUUGAAUCUCUCACUCAAAAUGUUACCUUCUUGCAGGAUUUUCUUGAUUCUUAUAUUUCCCCAGUUGUGGAUGACCAUGAAGCAGAUUCAUUGGAGCGUCGCAUUGCUGAUGCAGUUUAUGCAGCUGAGGAUGUCAUCGAAUCCCAAAUUGUGCUUCAAAUUCAUAACCGAUCCACAAUUGUUGGGAAGAUGUCCAGUUUUAUCAACCUGUUUCGAGCUCGGUGUAAAUGCGCAACUAUUGAAGAUAAAUUCUAUCACGAUCUACAACAAGUGAUAGAAGAAAUGAAUUCGAUCUCAACCGCAGCUGAUCAACUGCAGAGAAAGGUCUCCUCAACUCAUGCUGCCUCCUCUUCCACUGUUAUCAAGAAGGAUGUCUUGGAGAUUGUUGCCGCAGCUCAACUGCCGAGAAAGGUCUCCUCAACUCAUGCUGCCUCCUCUUCCACUGUUAUCAAGAAGGAUGUCUUGGAGAUUGUUGCCGCAGCUCAACUGCCGAGAAAGGUCUCCUCAACUCAUGCUGCCUCAUCUUCCUCUGUGAAGGAAAGCAUGAUGGUGGGCUUCAAGGAGGUGUUACUUGAAGUGCUGGAUAAGCUCACCGGAGGCCAACGCAGUCGCCAAAUCAUCCCAAUCAUGGGGAUGGGCGGCAUUGGUAAGACCACUCUUGCCCGACAUCUAUUUCAGCAUGCGCUUGUUAAAGAGCAUUUUGAUAUUCGUGCUUGGACUACAAUUUCUCAAACUUAUAAUGUCAGAGAAACACUUAGAGAAGUUCUUUUCCAAGCAAGUGGGGAUUCGGGUAGUGAUCUGAGUGAGGGCGAAUUGGGAAUAAAACUAUACCAGUAUUUAUGGGGUAGGAGGUAUCUCAUAAUUAUGGAUGAUAUUUGGAGUAUAGAGGUGUGGGACAAGAUCAGGUCUUCCUUUCCUGAUUGCAAUAAUGGGAGUCGAAUAAUUGUAACAACUAGGCUGUCAAACUUGACUUCGCAGUUUGGUGAGUCUUAUGGCGUUGGUAUGAGAUUUUUAGAUGAGGCUAGUAGUUGGGAUUUGUUCUGCAAGACUGUGUUUGGGGGAGAAAGCUUUCCUCAUGAGUUGGAGUAUAUUGGAAAGAAAAUUGUAGCAAAUUGUAAAGGGCUUCCUUUAUCAAUUGCUACAAUUGGAGGUCUUUUGGCAAAAACUGAGCGCACUAGAGAAUAUUGGGUGCGUAUAGAGCAAAAUUUAAAUUCAAUUGUCAUUACAAAUAAUGAUGAAUUUUGCUUGAAAAUAUUGCGAUUGAGCUAUAGCUGUCUACCCAACUAUUUGAAGCCAUGUUUUUUGUAUAUGGGUGUUUUUGAGGAAGAUCGUAGAAUUCGUGUCUCAAUGCUGAAGAAGCUAUGGGUUUCUGAAGGAUUUUUGAAACCCGUGACUGGAAAAUGUUUGGAAACAAUAGCAGAAGAGUACUUGAAGGAGUUGGUAGAUAGAAAUCUGAUUUUAGUUGAUAAGUUGGGGGUUAGUGGAAAUGUAAAGUUUUGUAAGAUUCAUGAUUUAUUGAGGGACUUAUGCUUGAAAGAAGUUGAAAAGGAGAGGUUUUAUCAUAUCAUAGAAAAGUCUCCUUCAGUGAUAUAUAACAAACCUCAUCGGGUUGUUUUUCAAAAUGUUGGAAGUAGGGUAAUAAGUGAAGUCUUGGGAUCUUUGUCACAUGCUCGUUCUAUAAUAUGUAAUGACGACGGGAUAAACUUUGAAAGGUCUCACAAUUUUAGAUUGUUGAGAACAUUCAAAGAAUAUGAUAGAGAUACACGUCAACUUGGAAGUGGUGAUCAUUUCCUAGGCGAUGUUUUUCAAUUGGUGAACUCACGACACCUUGCUGUUAGAGUUAAUUGGAAGUCCAAAUUCCCGUCUUCUAUCAAUUUGCUUUGGAAUCUAUAUACGUUAAUAGUUGCUCAGUCUUCAUUCGAAAUGUCUUCGCAUGAAGUUGUUGCACCGAUUGAGAUUUGGAAAUUGCAUCAACUUAGGCAUCUCCAGUUUGUGAAUGCAAUAAUGAUUCUACCAGAUCCUCCGAGUGAGAUGGUUAUCAUGGAGAAUCUACAAACGCUCAGAGGAGUACAUAAUUUGUAUUUGAAUGAGGAGGUUGUUCAAAGAAUUCCCAAUGUCCAGAAAUUGCAUCUAAUUUACAAUUCCGAAGAUAUGGAGAGAGCAAACUGUUUAAGCUAUCUUGAGUGUCUGAGUAAAUUGGAAAACUUCUACUGCAGCAUCUAUCGCGGAUAUGAUGAGUAUUUGCAGAGGAUUAGUUUCCCACACUCCCUCAAGAAGUUAAACUUAUCUCUCAAUUAUUAUACGGAGUUGGAAGAGAUAUUGGAAAAGAUAGGGUGGUUGCCCCUUCUUCACAAGUUAGUAUUACAAUAUGGUGUCUUCAAAACAGGCAAGUGGGACACUAUUGAGGGCCAAUUCCGGAGCCUCAAGCUACUAGAAUUGUACUGGUGUUACGGUCUAAAAAAUUGGACGAUGGCAGAGAGCUCCCACUUUCCACUUCUCCAGGAGCUUCGUCUUCGACAUUUCCAUGAUUUGGAGGAGAUCCCUUCCGAAGUUGGAGAAAUAGCAACGCUGAAAUCAAUUACUUUGGAACGUUGCAGUGAAUCAGCGGUAGAGUCAGCUGCAAAGAUAGUAGAAGAACAAGAGGAUUUAUAUGGAGACCAACUAGACCUUCAUGUUCGAGCUAUAGUUCGAAGAGAACACGAAAGACUGCAGAGCUUGGCAAGUCCCAACUUUGAAGUUACAGUGAGAGAUUAA